Pyrenophora tritici-repentis Pt-1C-BFP is the source of this 1128-nucleotide messenger RNA. RefSeq lists its product as uncharacterized. Lineage: Eukaryota; Fungi; Ascomycota; Dothideomycetes; Pleosporales; Pleosporaceae. The record is from RefSeq and is a predicted model, not a curated record.
AUGUCCUCGACACAAGAUGUGCAAGCGCUUCUCCGAUUUCUAUCCCAAGAUGCCAAAGUGCCACUCGCGCAGGCAAUGGGCAAGGUAAAGGAUUUGCAGACUGCAGGACUCAACACGGCGUCAGAUGUAUCAAAGUCAGACCUGGAGACACUCAAGACCAUCUUCAAAGACGACAAGGUCGCGCGCCAAGUAUGGAAUGCCGCUAAAAGAGUGUCGAAAAAGCGAUCCGCAAGUGAUGCCACGGCACCUACGCCAAAGAAGGCGAAGCCGACAUAUGGACAACCGCUUAGUGGCGCAGAUCUUGAAGCAUCACUUGCGCUACCAGAGCCUGAGCUAGACGAGGAGAUACUCAAAUCUACAGUCUUAUACACAAAUAGGGCACCUCUGGUACUUGCAUUCGCCGUCACCUUGAUCAAGUACACUAUGUCUGAGCAGCCCAUAUCGAGUCGAUUGAGUCUGGCACAAGCAGUCACGUCUAUGAAUAGUAAAACCAAAGCUGCGCAUAUCGGAGUUGAUAGUGGAACGCCUGCAGAAGAGGAGGGUUGGGGUGAAGGCCAGCCCCUUGUUCGUAUCAUGACAAGAGAUGUGAGAGUGAUGAAAAGGUGGGGGUACGAUUGGGAGUGUGAGGAGGUAGUCAAGUCUUCGCCUGAUACACUUGUGGAAGAGAAACCAAAAGAACCUGCACUCUGGGGCGUCGAUCUAGAGGCACUCAAAAAGGCGAACCAACCUGGUGCGCGUUCAUACAAGGGCGGCUCGAGCGAUCUACCAAUCUACACUGCACAGAGCGCGAGAGCUUAUCUUAUCAAAGCCUUUGAAAGUCCACCCGUCGAAACAAUCAAAGAGGAGAUCAAGACGGAGGAAGGAGUGACCACGAAGACCAAGGCCAAGUCCAAGCGAACCGCUGCUGUCAUUGUAGCAGAAAGAGAACGUAAUCUCAGUCUACUCCUGGGUGCACUUGAAUCACUCUAUGGAUCGUGGGCGAAGGUAUUGAGUAAAGAAGAUUUGGACAAGCGUGCGUGGGGCUGGUAUGUCCGCGUUCGACCAGACGUUGCCCAAGGCGCUGCAGGCUGGGGAGGCAAGGGUAAUGUUAAGCUGUCUGACAUCCUGGAUCUACGAAGACUGGACUAG